Molecule: messenger RNA, 1714 nt
Organism: Melopsittacus undulatus (budgerigar)
Lineage: Eukaryota; Metazoa; Chordata; Aves; Psittaciformes; Psittaculidae
Gene: DCAF15
Product: DDB1 and CUL4 associated factor 15
Exons: 13
Coding region: 11-1699 (562 amino acids)
Biological process (GO): protein ubiquitination
Cellular component (GO): Cul4-RING E3 ubiquitin ligase complex
Source: RefSeq, a predicted model, not a curated record
ACGGGGGAAAAUGGCGCCGAGCUCGAACGCGGAGAGAGGCGGGAGCGGGAACCGGAACCGGCGGGAGCGGGAAAACCUCGUGAGGCAACUGCAGAGAGGAAGGCUCUAUGGGCACCUCUCCCCACGGCUCUUCCGGAAGCUGCCUCCUCGUGUCUGUGUCUCCCUCAAGAGCAUCGUGGAUGAGGAGCUGCUGCGUGUGGGCCACAUCUUCCUGGGCUUCUCCAAGUGCGGCCGCUUUGUGCUGUCCUACACCAGCAACAGCAGCGACGAUGACCUGUCCUUCUACAUCUACCACCUCUACUGGUGGGAGUUCAACGUCCACAGCAAGCUCAAGCUGGUGCGGCAGGUUCGGCUGUUCCAGGAUGAGGAGAUCUACAGUGACCUGUAUCUGACUGUGUGUGAGUGGCCGAGUGACAGUGCCAAGGUCAUCGUGUUCGGGUUCAACACGCGCUCAGCCACAGGUCUGCUCCUCAACAUGAUGAUGCUGAGUGAUGAGAACCACCGGGACAUCUACAUCAGCAUCGUGGCUACACCAGCACCGCUGCCCUGUGCCGUGUGCCGGGCCCCCGGCUCCGGUUCCCGGCAGUGCCUGUGCCAGGGCUUCAUGCUGCACACCAAGUACCAGGUUGUGUAUCCGUUCCCCACCUUCCAACCUGCGUUCCAGCUCAAGCGGGACCACGUCGUGCUCCUCAACACCAGCUACUCCCUGGUGGCCUGUGCCGUGGCCGUGCGGGAUGCGGGUGAUGCUGCCUCCUCCCAGAUCCUCUACAGUCACCGGACCCCCCCAACCCCAUCCCCAUCCCCCCCCCGUGCCCGUCUCCCACCAGAUGACCCCGAACCGGCCCCAUUACCAGUAAUGGGGGGGGGGUCCCCAGUCCCAGCCCCCCCCCCAUCACCAGCAGUGGCCAAAGCCAAGGAGUUCGUGGCCGACCUCUUCCGCCGGGCUCAGGGGGGGGGUGAGGAUGAGGAGGAGGGGGGGGGGCCCCCCCCGACCCCCAUCACCCCUCCCCCCCCGGGGCCGGGGGGCUGCCCCCCCCCCCCCGGCCCCCCUGAACCCGGAUACAUCAACUACACCCAACUGCGCUAUGUGCUGGAGCCUGGGGCGGCCGAGGAGGAGCUGGAGGAUGAUAAGAUGUCUCUGCCCUUCCUGGUCACUGACCUGCGCGGCCGCAGCCUCAAGCCCCUCAAGGAGCGAGCGGCAGCACCGGAUCAGUUCCUGGCUGUGGAGCAGCUGACUCUGGACUUCGAGUACGUCAUCAAUGAGGUCAUUCGCCAGGAUGCUUCCUGGGCCAGACAGUUCUGCUCCUUCAGCGACUAUGACAUCGUCAUCCUCGAGGUCUGCCCCGAGACCAACCAGGUCGUCAUCAACAUUGGGCUCCUGCUCUUGGCCUUCCCCUCCCCGGAUGAGGAGGGACAAUUGAGACCAAAGUCCUACCACACCAGCCUGAAGGUGGCCUGGGACCUCAAUACUGGUGCCUUUGUGACUGUCGGUGUUGGGGACCUCACUGAGGUCAAGGGGCAGACGAGCGGCAGCGUCUGGAGCGCGUACCGGAAGGGCUGCGUUGACACCGUCAUGCGGUGGCUGGUGCCCGAGAGCAGCGCGAGAUACGUGAACCGCAUGACCAAUGAGGCCCUGCACAAAGGUUGCUCAUUGAAGGUGCUGGCUGACAACGAGCGCUACACGUGGAUCGUGCUGUAGAGGGGGGAGGGGCCA